GUGAAGCUGGGUGACACGGGAUCGAAUCCGCCAGGGAGCACCAGUUCCCUCAAAGAUUACAGGUACACCUUGCUGACGAGUGCCAAGUAGCACGAAACCCGGGUCCAGGGUUUCCUGUCGACUCUCUCCAAUCACCAUCUAAACUACUAUUGUGACACAGCUGAUUAAAGUGGUUGUUGGUUGAUCGUUUGAUGAACAAAUUUUUGUCCUUAAAUAACUAGACUGUUUUGACUGCUUUUCAAAUAUAAAUGGGGUUUUUUAUUUGGUAAUAUGCUUUCAUACACAAUCACUCGAUAGAUGAUUAUUUCUUAAAAUCUUGAUAGGAAUGUUAAUUUGCUCGCACCACGUACAUUAUUAGUUCGACAGUAUCAGCUACAAAUUAAUUAAUUUAACACUUAAAUUUUGGUACAACAGGACAUCAAAAAAAUAUGUGUCACACAAGUAAGAAAAUGCUAUUGUGAAAAAGUUUUUCUCCGGAGAAAAGAUCCGCACAACCCUCAUAGCUGUUUCUAGAAUGUCAUUUAUAGCAAAGUUGGAGAAAAGUGAUGAAAAGUAAUUUCGGUCAGUUGACCCGUCAUAAUCAUCUACAUACUGACCACUUACAUUUUACUGUAACUCGAAAUAUGAGGAUGAUGAUUCAAGUCUCAAAACAUGAAAGUUCGUUUUCAUCAUUUUUCUUACCCCUUAUCAUCAUUUUUUACUAAUGCAAUGUCACUUAUAUUUUACUGUCAGUGUGAUGCUACUGUUACUAGUGACCAAUGGUCAGUGAUUACGAUUCUCAACCUCUGAAAGUCCUUUAACCUUUUAGACACUCAAGCUUUGACUAUUCGGUCGGUACGUAUGAUUAGUAAGUAUCGAUCCGAAAGGGUUCUAGGUAAUAUGCAACGACUGAAAUAUCUGUUUCGUAUGUUGUCCACUAUUAUGGCUUACGAUGCUUCUUAGAACUGAAGUUGUUUGAUCAGAGCACCUCAUAAAAUAAGUCUGUUAACACACCGGCUGUUAAUCUAAGUGCCGACUCAAGUUUUGAAGUUAGAUGACACGAUCACCGAUCUAAUAAAAAUUAGUGACUGCAAACCUUAAUUGACAUGGUUCAGAAUAAUGGUUCACCACAGUGUAUCAGUUCGUUCCUCGUGUUCAAAAUCGUAUCUUAUUUCUUGCGAUUUAUCUUCCCUCCGUGACAUGUGUCGUUCUUAAUUAAUGUAAAUAUUUUUCUGUUUAUGUUCCAUUACUUUGUGUGCUGUUUUUAAAGUGUUUUAAAUUGAGUAGUUUGGCGUACGGUACUUCAUUAUUUUAUCUAUUCGUUUAUUACACUGACAACUCUAGUUUUUAUGGACUCAGUAUCACUCGUCGAAUAUCCAAAGGCCAUCCGUUGCAUUCCAGCUCUUUUCAACAGAUUUUAUUCAGUUUUAUCAUCAUUCAAAUAACUCAUUUUAGUGUGCCUAAUUAGUUACUAUCAAGUUGUUUACGUCUUAAACAUGCUUUAAAACCAGAUACUUACAUAAUUUCUUGUUUUGUAGGCUCAAGCCGAAUUAAAGGAAAAAUUUCGACUCCUCGAAUCAAACCCCGAGAUUUUGGCCUUAUACAAAGAAUUAGUUGUUAGUGGUAUACUUAGCUCUGAAGAGUUUUGGGCUCGACCAGAAUUUUCUCAUAAUAACUUUAAUUCAUCACAGUGUUUGAAUAAUUCCACAGCUAAUAACAAAGCUUCUGGAACUACUGGGACAUCAGAAGCAGCCCCUAACAAUGCAAAUAUGCUGUCUCAUAAUAAUCCGUCAAAUGGUCCUACUAGUCAGAUUUCACGAAGUUUUCAGCUAGACGACCGACCUCAAGUUAUUGGAGUCCCCAGUUGUCUUUUAAGCGAUAUCAAACCUGAAGCAGAUGGUGCCAAUGGAAUAAAGUACAACCUUACUCACGAAACAAUCAAUGCAAUAUUCCGAGCCUACCCUACUGUACGUGAUAAACAUCGAGAAAUGGUCCCUGAUAAAUUAUCUGAAGCUGACUUCUGGAUAAAGUUUUUUCAGUCUCAUUAUUUUCACCGUGACCGUGUUCACCUUCCGAAAAAUGAUAUAUUUUCUGAUUGCGCUGGUAUUGAUGAUAAACUUUUACUCAGUGAUAUACGGAAAUCAAGAGUCAGCCGAAAUAAUGUUCAUCUUGAUUUACCUAAUCUUACCGAUUACGAUAUAGGACAAGGUUAUGGAAUUGAUCAAAUAUCUGGUCCAACAAAAAUAAAAUCAGCUGAGUCAUUCUCGAAUCAGAGUGCAGAUAAUACAUUAAACGAGUCAGCAAUUCCGAGCAAUUUAUCCGCAAAUCAGUUGUUGCUUCGUCGUUUCAACAAUCAUUCAAUACUCGUUUUGAAAUCUCUUAGUUCAAAUGACGCAUCUUCAUCAACUAAUAAUGCAUCUCAAAAUCCGAAAGAUGUGCUUAACUCUUGUCCGCUAAAAGACCGUGUGUACGUUAAAGAGCUGAUAGAAGAUCAAAAUCCUGCAGAAAUCCAGUUAGACCUAACUUGUGUAACUGACUAUCUGGAGGGUCCUACCCCUAGCAUAGCUGGUAAAGCUGCAAAGUUAAUGGAUCCAUUAUCAGUUACACGUCAAAUAGAUACUUCGUUUUAUGGAUUACAACUAGAGCAGUCAGUAAAGAAAUGUAAGGAUUUGAUGGUAGCUGCUUAUCACAUGGGGAAAAAGCCAGGCGUAUCACUUUUAACUGCACUUGAAUCUCAACAAGCAUUAGCAGAUGUCUCACCUGGUGGUUGUCUCAUCGGUGGUAAACUUAAUAAUGAACGCACGAAACCAUGCGACUUAACUAGUGAUCAAUCAUCCUUACGUUUGUUCGAACCAGGGAGAAACAGUCGUAUUUCGAACUCUCCGAAAGUCUCUGAUGAACACCAUGCUGGUGACGAUGUCGAUCGUGGCCCGCCACUACUCACACCAGAACAGGUUAAAGAUUUGUCACUUUUAUAUUCUAGUGCCGCUGAACUCUUAAGACAUUUCUGGGCAUGUUUCCCUGUAACAACCCCACAACUAGCUGAUAAGUUAGAUCGUGUUGCUGCCAGUCUCGUUCGUUUUCGUACAACCAAGGUAACCCACUUCGCCGCUGGUGUUGAUCCAUCUUUGAGGACUAAGUCAGACAUAUAUUCUUCUGAUUCAUCCGAGCAUUUACCCAACACAGGAAAUUCUGGGCCUAUUUCUUACCGUUCAAGUGUGACUAGUCACCUGGAAUCGAUGCUGGACUCCGCUCAAAAGAAGUAUUCUGAAUGGAAAACUCGGCAUUCGCAAUAAUGUAAAUAUCUGUACAGAUCAAAUUUUAUAAGAAUUUUGUUUGC
This is a messenger RNA of Schistosoma spindalis, 3319 nucleotides long. The record is from the annotation of a GenBank genome assembly. NCBI's taxonomy places the organism in Eukaryota, Metazoa, Platyhelminthes, Trematoda, Strigeidida, Schistosomatidae.